Molecule: messenger RNA, 3108 nt
Organism: Dibothriocephalus latus
Lineage: Eukaryota; Metazoa; Platyhelminthes; Cestoda; Diphyllobothriidea; Diphyllobothriidae
Source: the annotation of a GenBank genome assembly
UUUGUCCCAUGUUCUUGGGGCAUCUGCGCCUGUGGUCACGAUGAGGCCUGGACCUGCGGCGUAUACUGUCGUAUUCACGGUGGUGACGGUCCGCAGGAUGAGACAAAUCCGUCGACGGGUGGCGGCCGCCGUGAUGGGACUCAAGUUUUGCUCCCAGUGGAGGAGGAACAGCGCCAGGAGAUGAAGUGUUUGCAGCAGCGUCUGGAAGAUUUGCCUCUCGAUGUGGUGAAGCGAUGCACCUACCUCCUGCGUCCGUUGAUGGACACUGCCACUUUAUUAAUCUUUGAGAAUAACCAGGUAAAACCCCUGAGACCCCUUAUCUGCAACGCCCUCCUCGGUCGCUAUGUUGAGUUCUCUGCGGCAGCUAAUGCCGCAGGUGGCGUCUCUGCCUCCGAAACAAAUAUCUUUCCCCCUGGUGAAAUGUUGGCUGAGCAGAGUUUCUUGGCUAGAUACUUUGCUCGAAUGCACGUCGAAAAUUCGAACCGAUACAGUUGGGACCCAGGCCGCGAUUUACAAGAGAGCUUAGCGGAUAUCAUUCCUGCCUUUCUGGAGGAAAACUUUUAUCGAAGCAUUCUAGCGAUCGAGUUAAUUCGGCACAAUCCGAACUUGAGAGUUGCAGGCAUGAGCAGUCUGGCCUCUGAUCACGACCCCCUGUUUUACCUGCUUGUUUUAUCGUCUACCUAUACAAAUGAUGACGUGCUUACCUCUACAAGUGAUUAUUUUCUUGCUGUUUUGCCCUCCCUGACACAGCAAUAUGAAAGAAAUUCUAACAUCCGCGAGUGCCGCAAUCCUAUCGCUGAUGAAAACUUCCGAAUUCUUGCCCUUCAGUUCGUUUCUUAUCCCAAACGAGCCCGAGAACUUUUGCGUCAAACAAGCGCCCCUCGGUGUCUGAUAUCCCGCCUCUGUCAGACAUUUUCCGCCAAAGCGAAAUCGCUUCCUGGCUUCUAUGAAACUAAGUAUCCUUGCAAGAGCCUUGCCGAACUUUUCCAUCCCGAGUGCACAUUCCAGUCCUUUCCUUCAACCCUACAAAACCGCUUGCUGGCGCUUCGGACUGCUAAUCGAGAGGCCUGGCGUCGGGCGCAUGAUGGCUUACUGUGCAUGAAACCACUAGCUGGGAAAAGCGAGGGCUGUCCCGAAGGCUGGUGGGAUGAGGUCUCGAGAGCGAAGUUUUUGGACUACUUCCGCUGCCUCCUCGAAAUCCUCAGCUACAUGCAGGAUAUGAAUUCCAUACAACGAGACAUCGAAUGGGAACCAAGGUGGAAGUUAGAUUGCGCUUGCGACAAGCUCCAACGUCUUCAUAUUAUCAUCUGGCGGUCUGCCCAACUUGCUAGCACCGAUCGCACGCUCCUCCUCGCUGCCAUAAAGGAAACUCGAGAGGCCUUUGAACAACGCGUUGGCGUUAUAGAUCGUUGUUUCCGAGUGGAACCUUCUACGCGCACGCAGGGAGGUAGCCUCGUCAGACCGCAGGACAAAUACAUUACAAGUAUUGCCUUCCAAGCUCUGGGAGCUACGUCUGAAAUCUACGAGUACGACGUGUCAAUCAUGAAAGUGAGCAUCUUUCAGCCGCUGCCUCGGCUAUUGGCAGCCCUUUACGGACAUGGUAUUGAAGUGGGUCUUCGCCUUGACCUCCUUGGUCUGGUUGAUGAGGGCUUUGCUAAUUUGGUUAUCGAGAGGCCACUGCAAAUGGUCGCUUUUUUUGCUCAGUGCUCAGCCAACCUAUGGCUGCCAAACAACAAGAACGUCAUUGAAAAACUCAUGUUCGAGAUAUCUACAAAGUUGUCCGUGGAAAUAUUGGGACGCGACUAUCAACUUCUCCAGCAAGCGGCCGCAGUUCUGCCUCCGGACGAGUUAAUUGUUCGCAUGGUGCACAAACUCAAUCUUAAGGAUUAUCUACGUGGGACCUACUCAGAACCGAGUCAAGGCAGCGUACAGGCAACGGAGAGCCUCCUGCGAGUUCUUCACUUUAUUGUCACUAGUCGGUCUCGUCACGCUGUCGGCUACUUCGAUCCCUCAAUCGUUGCCGCCAUACCCUCCUCACCACAACUUUUCCCUCCCGACUUCAACGACCUGGACCAAUCGUUGGAAAUCCUGCAUGGCCUCCUGGUGGAUGAUAUAAUUCAUAAACUCUGUCUGCGUCCAAUGACCCUCUCAGAAAUCCUUUGUGGCUUUCCGCUGCAGCCUCCACGUUGUUGCCCGCAUAAAGAGCCAACUUACUGUGGCCUCUGUGACCCAAUAGAGCAAAUUUCGAACACCUCAAAUGACAAUAAUAAGGUGCCUGCCAACCGAGGUAUUAUCUGCAGAAGACACCUGGUCCAUAGCAUAUUGCAACAAUUGGCCACGCAGACGAUUGUGGGAGAGGAAAUAAAAUUUACUCUGCGGCCCGAGGUUCUGGCCGUUCGCUUUGACCUCUUCUAUCCUGCCUAUAUAUGGAAAAGGCAAAACAAAGCUAAGGAGGCAGUAUUUCGGACGUUGACGCAGGCUCGUGAAGCCAAUGCCCACCUCUUCCCGGCAGAUUUCCCAAUUCCUCCACCGCCACCUCGUCCUCGACGACGUUUUGUAGAUCACCUGAGUGCACCAAUCCUGAGGCUACUUCGUUGUCCAACUUUUGUCCACCUCCUUCGACAACUGUUGGACAUUGGCAUCAAGUAUGGGAGCCAGCAGUCAAGAUGGUCAGAGACCCUUCUUGAGCUGGUCCUCCAUCUGAUAAUUAUCGCUCUCUACGAGGACGUUGUGGCCUUCGCGGAGACUGGCGAAAGACCCUUCCUGAAAGUAGUCAGUCUGGUGUCUGAAGAGUCCGAGAGUGACGAGGAGUUUGGGCACUAUGCAGAACUGUGGCACUGGGACAGACAAGACCCUCCUGCCUCGGCGAGACACCCAUGCAUCCGGGAGUACAGCUUUCGCGUUAUUAUGAGUGAUGAUAUGAUGUUUAAUGUCGCAUUGGAUGCAGCUGUUCGAAAUCUUAAGGGCCUGUGGCAUUUUACUUUGGAUUACCUGACUCUUGACCUUCCUCUCAUUGAAGUGUUGAAGUCAUCACGGACUGGUUUCACCUCUUGUUCAGUGGAAGUUGACGAUUGCACUGGUUCAUUGCUCGCUCUUGCUUUUAGUUAA